CAUCCCUUGUGGGUGGUGCCGUGGCGCUAAAGUGCUGAAAGUGCUAAAGUGACUGGCUGCAGAGGUGCCCCACUGACUGACUUGCCCCGUUGCACACCACCACUACUACUAUGGGGUGGCUUUGCGUCGCCGUGGCAACGUGUGUGCUGGUGUCACGCUGUGUCAAAGGUGACAACUGGUGGCGGAAAUAUGAAGAGGGAAUACGGCACUACAGCAAGGAGGCCCUCAAUAAGGAGAUCCCAGAGAAAACUCGUCCAGUUGGCUUCAAGCAUCCAGCCUUCAAGUGUCCUGAUAUGAAGCCCUCACCUUCUGCCCCUUCCUCAGUGGAGUUGGUGAAGGCUGGCGAUAUCAAAGUUGUUGCCGCCCUGGGUGAUUCUCUCACAGUAGGUGCCGCUUUGGACCAGUUCCUGUUUGUUGUGCACUCACUGGACUUUUCGUUAGGUGCACCUGCAUGUUUUGUGUGUGUGCGUGUGCGUGCGUCCGCUUCGUGCAGACGGCCAUCGGCGCCAACGCCACCACCGUCCUGGGCAUUCCCAUCGAGUUCCGCCACGUUUCCUGGAGCAUCGGCGGGUUCGGCUCGUAUGAGGACGUCAUUACUUUGCCCAGUAGGUUUCUUCGGUCACCGCCGGCUGGUGUCUCGCCGCCUCGGGAAGACGCUUCACGGCAUGGAGGCCCACCUGGGGCAAACGGGCCUCAACCUGGCCGUGACGGGACAAAACACCUUCAAUCUUCCCGGCCAGACGCGACAUCUGAUUGACACCCUCAGAGUUUAUGAGGGUUUGAACUUCGAGAAGGACUGGAAGCUUCUGACCAUUCUCAUGGGCAUGAACGACAUCUGCGACUAUUGCAAAGACAAGGCUCUCUUCUCCGCCGAGAACUUCGUUCACUACAUGACGGUCUCCUUGGAAAUGCUCAUGAACGAGGUCCCCCGCAUGAUCGUUAACGUGGUGCAGAUCCUUCCCAUGCAGACGCUGAGGGAGGUGCACAAGCCCACGCCGGGCUGCCUUCUCCAGCGCUCCUUCUGCUCGUGUCUGAUCGAACCCGUGAGUCGUUCUGCUGAGCUGCGUGAGCUGGUGGAAAUCAAUCUGGAAUUUCAGAGAAGAUUGGAGGCGUUGCUACUUGCCGAUCGCUUCUUCAGGGACGACUUUGCGGUGGUGCUGCAGCCGUUCUUGAAGCGAGCCGACCCUCCUCGCCUCCCCAGCGGCAAGAUCGACAUGAGCUACUUCACUCAUGACUGCUUCCACUUCACCAUCAAAGGCCACGAGGAGCUGGCCAAGGGCCUGUGGAACAACAUGUUUCAGCCUGAGGGAGGAAAGACGGUGGUGGGCAGUUUUUCAGACCCCAUCGCUCUCGUCUGUCCACCCACGGAGCACCCGUACAUCUUCACCCGGCCCCCCUCGGCCAGGUCCGCUCAACGUUCCGGCCCCCGCGCUCCGUCAGCGGCGGUCGUCUACUCCCUGCUGUCGGUCCACGCGGCGUUCGGGGGUCGCGCUUUUUUGUAGGACUCUUUCCGAGCAGGUGGUGACAACUUCAUUGAAAGGAAGUGUUUUCACACUAUUACGGAAAAAGACAAGAGGAAGCCUCAUUGUAUGAUAUUGAAGGACGAGGACCUUUUUGUUCUCGAAUGGCUCUUCAUAUUUUUUUAACGCUACCUUUGAAUGUUUUUCAAUUUUGUCUUGUAAUGCGUCUGUGAAAACAAAUAAAUUGUAUUUA
Phyllopteryx taeniolatus (common seadragon) is the source of this 1713-nucleotide messenger RNA. RefSeq names its product phospholipase B1, membrane-associated. The record is from RefSeq and is a predicted model, not a curated record. The coding region runs from base 111 to 1502 and encodes 463 amino acids. Gene Ontology annotation, molecular function: phosphatidylcholine lysophospholipase A1 activity; retinyl-palmitate esterase activity; A2-type glycerophospholipase activity. The transcript has 15 exons. Lineage: Eukaryota; Metazoa; Chordata; Actinopteri; Syngnathiformes; Syngnathidae. Gene Ontology annotation, cellular component: brush border membrane. Gene Ontology annotation, biological process: phospholipid metabolic process.